AUGCCAAAGCACGCAAGUUAUGUCUGGCAGGGUAAGUUUUAUAUGUAUUGAGUUGGUAUGAUAUGGCUAAAAUUGUAGAUCUCGCUUUAUUCGCGAAUUUAAGGACCAAUGGUACUAUCGAAACAGAGGACUCAUGGUACCAUAUAGUAGGAAUAAAAGGGUCAUUUGAUCACCGUCUUGCUUCGAAGAUGGUUGCCACGAAUUUCACGGCUUUUCACCAAGAUUGCCGCCCUGAUGCUUUUGUCGUUGCACCAAGAACUGUCUCACAUGUGGUUGCUUUCAACUUUUCGGCCCUUUUCUCCAAGCUAGCCGCUCUUACGCUUCUGUCUCGGACCAUGUGUGUGACGUACACCAAGUUCAAGGAUUCCAGAACGCAACUAUCGAAUCAGAGGACUAAUGAUACCAUUCAUUAG
Bursaphelenchus okinawaensis is the source of this 413-nucleotide messenger RNA. The record is from the annotation of a GenBank genome assembly. Lineage: Eukaryota; Metazoa; Nematoda; Chromadorea; Rhabditida; Aphelenchoididae.